AGAUGUUGCAUUGUAAAUUAAUAGCAGUUGCCUUGAUGCAAUUAAUUGCCCCAAUAUUCAGAGCAACACAAUCACUUCUCAACUUUUCAAAUCAAAACUAGAGCAAUGCACUAAUUUGAACGUAAACCCACCUAAGCAACAACAAUUUCCCACUCUCACGGAAGUGCUGUAUUUUAAUGACGUGUGAUUGGUGAAAAACAAAGGAGAGAUUAAAAUCAGUCAAUUCUUUUCUUUCUCUGCAUCGCCACCUAGCCUAUAAAGUAAGCAAUACAAAUGAAUGCAGGAAAACAAAAAAAAAACAUUCAAGCUGAGUCUGUAUGAGAAGCAAGAACAUCAGUAGUGCUUGGCAUAAUAACUAAAAAAAACUGACAAUUUUAUGGAACCAGCCUCACCAACUUUGCAUUAUGUUUUGAUGCAUUCCCCUUGGAUAGGUCAAAGGUCAAGUUCCCUGUCAUAAUGACUCAAAACAAGGAGAAGGUUGAUAAUGUGGUGUAAUCACAAAGCAAGGAUCAGUCUAAAGUUCAUGGCUCAGUAGACAGCAGCAGAUUUCAUUUUCACAGGGAAGAGCAGAACAAGCAGCAGAACAGGAGUUGGAGCUCAGUGGACAACAUGGACAUCCUUGAGACGCAUGCCUAUGACAGACGGCAAAAAAGAAACACGUCCUGUGCUCUGCUCCUGUCUUUGUUGCCUUUCUUUUUGGCCUCAGCCAUGUACUUCUAUCUGACUCCACACUUCCCAGCGUCCAUCACGCUGGCGGCUGUCAAAUCGGCGCCGACACUCCUGCUGGCUGCGGCAGUGCUGAGCUGGAAUGGAGGUCAGAGUGUACUGGGUGUGGUGGGAGGACUUGUCUGCUCAGCUGUGGGCGACUACUGCCUGGUAUGGCCGGCGCUUUUCCUUCAUGGAAUGGUUGCCUUUGCUUUGGCCCAUCUUCUCUACUCGUUCGCCUUCCUUUCAUCUCGUUACAAGGCGUCUUCUUCCUCCUCGUGGACCGGCCUACUAUAUCUGAUCCUGGUUGUGAUCGCAGGAGGUUCCUACACAUAUUUGUAUCCGUUUUUACGAAAGGACCCCAACUCAGACCUUUUAGUUCCCGCUGUGGGGGGAUACGUUGUCGUACUCACACUGAUGGGAAUAUUAGCCACCAGAACCUGUCGCGGAUUUACACUGUUGGGAGGUUUGAUUUUUAUUGUGUCUGACCUUUCGUUGGCGUUGCAACAGUUUGUGUCGGCGCCCGUGCAACAUGGUAACACUGUUGUUAUGGUGACAUAUUACUUAGCACAGCUACUAAUUAGUGUUGGGGAUAUGAAGGCAGUGGAGAUCAAAAAUGACUUUGCAAAAUGGAAGAGGUCCUAGCUAGUUUAUUAGCAUUAUUAUAAAUUAGCAAAUGGCAAAUUGCUUUGAAAUAAUUGUAUUGCCAUAUUUAAUAUGACAAUGUAAUAUCCAUAUUUAAGUGAAAGUUGUCAAGAUGAACAUGCAUAAAAAUACCCAUUUUGACAUUUUAA
This is a messenger RNA of Syngnathus acus (greater pipefish), 1499 nucleotides long. RefSeq names its product transmembrane protein 86B (gene tmem86b). The record is from RefSeq and is a predicted model, not a curated record. Lineage: Eukaryota; Metazoa; Chordata; Actinopteri; Syngnathiformes; Syngnathidae. The transcript is spliced from 4 exons. Gene Ontology annotation, cellular component: membrane. Bases 610 to 1350 code for a protein of 246 amino acids.